AAUGUAAUUUAGUGAUUUAAUAUCUGUACACCAGCUUUAAUUCAAUACAUCAAAAAUCAAUAUACCAUUUUUCAAGAAUUCAGGUGCAGUAUUACUGAUGGUUAGGUGAACUGAAGAGACAGUCAGUGUAGAAAAUGCUGACCGGAGCUCUUAUGAAAAAACGCUUGACACUUUGGUCCACAGUGGUUUUGGUGCCAUGAACAUCAGCACUCCAAAAGACUUGCACAAACAUUUAUUAUCUUUCAAAGUUCUUCAUAACUGUGAAGAGGACAAACACAAGAGAGACAGUUUCACGUGAUCUGAAAAUCACCUGAACUCUUAAAGAAAGCAGAUGUGUUUUGGCUUAGUGACUUAUUAAGAAGAGGAUUUGAAGAAUAAUGUCUCCUGUUGUUCAUUUUGGACUGCUUAUUGCAUGCUCAGUUCUUGUUGGGUGCAGCAGCAUUAACAAGAAACAAUGGAAGAGCAUGCUGAAUAGAAAUGAGCUGAACCUUCUCGAAGAAGUCAAAAUGAGUCCUGAAUUGAACAUGGAGAAGUCCGACAUGAACGCCAUUAUGUGCUGGGUUUGCAAGAAAUCAAUUCAUGAGAUCAAGGGUGUGGUUCUCCGUCAGAUUAAAAAGGAAAUAAAGGCACUGUGCAGAGCAAUGAAAAUCCUUGAACACAUCUGUGAGAACAGUGCUUAUAAAUACCAGUUAAUGAUACUUCAUCUACUGUUUCCUAGAAAUAGCAAACAAACGUGUCACCAUUUGGGUGUGUGUAAAUGAAUUGUAUUGCUCUGUCAUGAAGAACCAAAUUAUUUUCCAAAUAUUUCAAUAAAUAAGUGGUCUGUUUGAUGGUGAUUUUUUUUUUUCCAAUGCAGGCAAUUCAAUGCUACUUUUCUAGAAUAUUGUGUGCAUUGUACGCUGUAUAAACCAUUAUAAGCAAAAUCUAAUAACCAACAAAGAUGCAAUACAUUUGUUUAUUUGAUUUAAUAUAGGCUAAUUUACUGCUUCUUGUGCAUAUUUUGUUCACUAAUCAUGUCAUGAUACUAGAUUUUAUUUGCAUUUGCUGAAAACCUUUUUAUAAAUAAAACAGCAAGCCUUCUCAGAUAUGGCCAAUUUGAGUUUUUAUAUAUUCUGACCUCUGAUUGAAGAAUAUUUGACCAUGUGACUGCUGACACAAUUCCCGCGCUGCCCGGGAAGGGAGAGGAUGUGCACGUGCACGACGUCCAGUUUGAAAUAUUAUGAUUUUGUCUUAAUUCACCUUUAAAGUAUCAUUAAUGUUAUGCACAUCAGCUAAACUGCAAUCUUACCUUCUCCAGUAGUCGAUCUAAACACAUCUCUGAAAACCAUGCGCGUGUCGUAAUUAAGUUACUGAGCCGCGGUUUUUUAAACUGAGUGGCAGGUCUGUAAUAUCGGCUGAUUUAAUCGCUGAAACAUGAUUAAACUGAGCCGACCAUGGGCAGAAUCCGCCCCGUCCGGACCCGCUCACAGCCUGCAGAUCCGGCGCGGCCCGCGGAGAACAAGGCCGACCCCAGCGGCUCGGAAGCAGCCUGACUCCGCUCAUCAGCCUCGCAGGAAGACGCCCGGGCAGACCCUGCUGAUCCAGAGGCAGGAGAUGGCCGCCUUCUUCAGGCUGUUCGAUGAUGAUCUAAUACAGGACUUUCUGUGGAUGGACUGCUGCUGUAAACUUACAGACAAGUAUUUGUUGGCUAUGACAUUUGUGUACUUCAGGAGGGCAUGCUUCAGUAUCACUGAACACAGUAGAAUGAACUUCUUCCUUGCCCUCUAUCUGGCAAACACAAUGGAAGAGGAUGAGGAGGAAACCAAGUAUGAGAUCUUCCCCUGGGCUUUGGGAAAGAGUUGGAGAAAACAUUUCCCACGAUUCCUAAAACAAAGAGACCAGUUGUGGGCACGCAUAGAGUACAGAGCGGCUGUCAGCAGACAAUGCUGUGAGGAGGUAAUGGCUAUUGUGCCAUCUCACUUCAUCUGGCAGCGUGAGCGUGCAGAGCAUCACAGUGGAGCUCAGAGACUGUACCAUAACCGUGAGGAGAUCCUCAUUCCCCGCGGGCCCUCUGCUUCGCCAGAGCCUUGUUUUCUCUGUACCAAGACCUCUGCUCUUCCUGUGCCUCAUCCAUCCUCUACUGGAACCCGGUUUUACUCUGUGCCACUGAAGGCCACUGCACACAAGGUCCAAGCUUCACAUGGGCCUAGUAAGGAGACCAAAGCUCAGCACACCUGUCAUUGUAAGACUAAAUCAGGCACACUUACAGGAAGUGAUGCAUGUCAAGAUCAUUCAAUGAACUGGAUCAGUGAGGAGUAGCUUUAUUGCAUAACAGCAAACAGAUCAUAUAUGCCUGUUGACCAUAUCACAGGCAUUUCAGCUGAGGGCCACAAAAGAAUUUCAGUCUCUAAACUGACCUGAGAAAUGUACAGCUUUGGUGUGAAUAGGGUAAUAGUCAUGUACAUUGUUCAUUUAAGAUGUAAAGAAUAUGUAAGAAAAUACUGAGUGAAGGUUUGUACGUAUAUUUUAUUGUAUCAUAAUCCUCAUCACUAUUUCUUAUUGUUGUGCAAAGUACUUUGCUAUUUCUCUAGCGCGCACUUUGUUUCUUUCUUAUGUCUUAGACAUAAGUGUGAAUGAAAUGUUUAGGAGUUAAACAUGGCAGGAUUAUUAAGUCUGUUUCAUAAGUAUAACAUUUGGCUGAUAUAAAUAUGAAUAAACACCUAUGAAAUUUAGUCCAUGAAUGGAGCAAACAGAUUCACUAUAUUUUGGCUUAAAUACUCAAGAGCAUGAAAGGAAAAUGCAAUAAAAUGUCUUUUUAUUGUACAAGUUUAUUGAUACAGCAUAUGACACAGUAGCUUUGU
Cyprinus carpio (common carp) is the source of this 2840-nucleotide messenger RNA. RefSeq names its product speedy protein A-like. Lineage: Eukaryota; Metazoa; Chordata; Actinopteri; Cypriniformes; Cyprinidae. Gene Ontology annotation, biological process: positive regulation of cyclin-dependent protein serine/threonine kinase activity. Gene Ontology annotation, molecular function: protein kinase binding. The record is from RefSeq and is a predicted model, not a curated record.